Scaptodrosophila lebanonensis is the source of this 5855-nucleotide messenger RNA. RefSeq lists its product as uncharacterized. The record is from RefSeq and is a predicted model, not a curated record. The coding region runs from base 1028 to 5755 and encodes 1575 amino acids. The transcript is spliced from 10 exons. Gene Ontology annotation, biological process: regulation of transcription by RNA polymerase II. Lineage: Eukaryota; Metazoa; Arthropoda; Insecta; Diptera; Drosophilidae. Gene Ontology annotation, molecular function: protein binding; DNA binding. Gene Ontology annotation, cellular component: nucleus.
UUUUUGGAAAUUUUUGUUUUGCAAAAUAUCGAUACGUCUGUUGUCUGUGGUGUGGUUGUUCGGUUGUUGAUGAAGCGACGGAGGCAGAGGGUCAGACGCGCUAAUUACGUCAUAAGAAUCAAAGAAAAUUCAAGGUCACGCUAGCUAGCGCGCAGCAAACAUAGAGCUAUUAGAUUUCGUUACGAUUUAUCAAAAAUAAAACCUAUGGCCAGCGUGCGCACAAAGCAAAAACAGUACACAUUCAUUUCUUAUAUAUGUAUGUAUGUAUGUAAUUUAGCCUGCGCUCGUACUCAUGUGUAUGUGUGUGUUAGUGCUUUUCGCGACUGUAUAAUUACAUGCGUUGUUGCUGCUGCUUUUGUAAGCAGCGAGAGCGAACGCAGCGCAGCUGUGAUAGAGAAAAGAGCGCGAGAGCGCGCGCUUAAGCAAACGAAGAAAUCACAACAGUUAAAAUAUAUACAAAAAACUCUAAACGGAAGUGCACAUUUAAAUAAAUACCUUCUGAUAAUUUUCCAAAUCAAAUUAUAGAUAGAUAUAGAUUUGAACUAAAAUAUUGUUGUUCUCUUAUGAAUAUUGUUGCAGCAGUACCAUGUAUAUAUGUACAAUGUGUGCAUAUGUGUAUCACAGUGUGGCAUAGAAACCCCCGAGCGUCGCCGCCACACGCAAAUAACACAUACAGACACACACACAAACACAUGCGCGCCGCCACAACACUUGAGGAAGGCGCCCCCGAAAAGAAUAUUGUACAUAAAUUUUAAUUAACGAAAAAACGUAGCCCGAACCAAAAAAUAAAAGAAAAACAACAACAGUAACAUCGGAAAAGGCAACGGGACAGCAAGAGAACAACAACAAAAAGAAAACGAAGCAAAAAUCAAUAGCGGCCAGCGAUAAAAAGUGUUGUUAUCAGCUUGUUUUCGUCACAUUGCUUUUAGAACUGAAAUUGUUGUUGCUCUUGGAAUAUUUGUCUUUCGGCGACACACGCAUCGCUGUCAGCGUUGUGAACCAGUCAGCAUAGUCAACGGCAGCUACAAUGUCGGUCCAGCAGUUUUGCCUCCGCUGGAAUAACCACCAGCCGAACUUUAUAUCUGUGUGCUCCUCACUGCUUCACAAUGGGACAUUGGUGGACGUUACGCUUGCAGCGGAGGGCAGGCAAUUGCAGGCUCACAAAAUAGUUUUAUCCGCAUGCAGUUCGUACUUUCAAGCACUCUUCACAACGAAUCCGUGUCAGCAUCCUAUUGUAAUACUUAAGGACGUGCAGUACGAUGAUCUCAAGACGAUGGUCGAUUUCAUGUACUAUGGGGAAGUUAACGUGUCGCAGGAGCAACUGCCGCAUAUACUCAAAACGGCCGAAAUGCUCAAAAUUAAGGGCCUGGCUGAGAUGCCCACAGACCCUGCCAAUCUCACCAAGUCCGACAGUAAAUCAUCGAGUGAGGGCACCGAGUUGGUUGGUGGUCAAAGCGGUGCUAAUGUUGCGAGCAGCGGCACAGCUGCCGGAAGCUUAGGGGCCGGCAGUGCCAACAGUGUUGGUGACUCGAUGUGGAGCAGCAGCGAGGCCCAACAGUUCCAGCAGCAACAACAACAGGCGCAACAGCAACAGCAGCAUCACCAUCAUCAGCAGCAACAGCAGUUGCAACAGCAGCAGCAACAACAACAGCAACAGCAGGCGCAACAACAACAGCAACAACAUCACCACCAUCAUCACCACCAACAGCAGCAACAACAACAGCAGCCAGGCAACCAGUCGCAAACGCCUCAAUCGCAUCAUCAUCAGCUAAGGCGGACGCCAUCACCAUUGGGUGCGGGCACCUCGCCGGCAACGCGGCGCAAGCGCUUGAGGAAAUCUUCAAAUAACGGCUCUGGGGAACGCAAUAAUUCAGAUGAGCAGCACAAUAGCUCCAUGGAUGCAGGCAGUGCUGCCGGCAAUGCAGGUCUCAGUCUUGCACAGAUGAGUCAAAUGUCGUUUGGUAGCGGGACUAAUACAGCAUUGGGCAAUCUUACCGGACAUUCGUUACAUGCUGCGAAACUGCUUAAAGAAUCUGCCAGCACUGAAUUGGAUCAACAGCCGCAGGAUUCGGAUUUGGAUGAUGGUCAUGGACACAUACAUAUGCAAAUUAAACCUGAAGUGGAUAUCGGUGGUGUGAAUCAAUCGAUUCCUCUGGACAUUUCAGGCGCAACAACACCUUCAGAACAUGAUGCCCCCAAUUCCCAAUCUUCGCAUUCGGAGCCAAGCACGGCGCAUACGCAUCCACUUUCGCACUCCUCACUGGUAGCCGCCAACAGUAGCAGCAGCAGCUUCGAGCGCACAUCUAGCAUCGGCGGUCAUAACGAGUCGGAGGCUGAGGCGGCAACUGAUCUGCAAGUCCCGCAAUCUGCCGGGAUGAUGGGCACCAAGAGGAAUCGCGUCCUAACGCGACAACCACGUGUGAAACGCGACAGCGACAGCCUCUCAUCUACGAAUCAAAUUUCGCCGGACACUGGAGCUAACACGGCCAUGCUCGACUUUGAUCCAUUUAAUGCGGCAGGGGUCACAACAGCCACUGACUACUCGACCGGAGGACCCCAUCAACAUCAACACCACCAAAAUCAGCAUCAGCAGUCGCAUCAUCAUCAUCAUCUGCUGACAGUGCCGCCGCGCAUGGAGCGUCACGCUUCGGAGCCGGCGCCCAGCUUGAUAUCGUCGUCAUCAUCAUCGCCGCAUCUGCUCACAGUACCACCAAGCACACCGUAUCUGAUUAAACAGCACUCGGAUCCGCUACUGCCGCGUCAACAUUCGUUGCACGCCAGUGGCAGUGGAAGCAUCACGACCGGCAGCAACCCAUUUGCCCCCCUCACUCGCCAAUACUCACACCCACUGCCUGGCAGCAAUGCCGGAUAUGUGCCGCCCGCUCCACUGCACCUUCCACAUCAUAUCUCGCUGCCCGAACCGAUCUAUGCAUCUGGUUCACCGCCUCCGGCAGGCUCAUCGCAGUACCUUGUACCGACCCGUGUCCUAGCCCCCGCCUCAUCCAGUGAGGCGGCCGCAACGCCCGCCAUUGCAAGUACCGCUGCCGUCUCCGUGGUCACAUCGCCUACAAUUGGCCUAAACAGUAGCAGUUGCCGCCAAUCCUUUUCGCCCACGUUCGCGGGUAGCGCCGAGUCCGAACGCCGUUCGCCAUACUCUCAGCACAUUGUUAUAGAGCGUAGCGCCAAAAACGACGCUGGCCAUGGCGGAGGCGCGAAGCUGCGCAGCUCAAAGUCUGCAUCAGGUGUCAGUAGCAGUGGAACGCAUCUGCAUCCCGGCCAGCCGACGACGAGUAGUUCAUUUGAGCAUUUGCCCACGCUGCGAGUGAAGAACGAGGAACUACAGCGGUCGGUGUCAUCCCCGCAGACGCAACGCGAAAUAAUUACCUUGGAAAAUCCACGUUCUAGUCAUUGCCCUGUAAUACGUCCCGGUCCGGCACUGGGGUGCAAUUUUUGCUGGAACACCAUCGACGGACAUGGUCGGAUUUUGCGACGCAAAACCAAAUACCACUGUCCCGAGUGUCAAACGAAUUUGUGCAUUGUGCCCUGCUUCCAGGAGUAUCACGAGCGGCUAAACAACGAGGCAGCCGCGGGCACCAAUGAAAAUCAGAUCAACAGUAGCAGCAGCAGUAGUAGCAGCAAGGGCUCGGCGUACGCAACGACUGGCGGCGGUGGUGCGGCGCGCCACUACACCAAAACCGAAUCGAUAGUUGUAAAUCACCUCAAAACGAUUUUCGCGGCACGGCACAUCCAUGCCGGCAAUGUCAACCAAAUUGGUGAACUGCGCCUGGUGAUGAUCCUUCAGGAAUUGCAGCACGGGCACCACACCUUCGGGUGCAAUGAGAACCUCGAGCUCAUCACCAGCGGUAAGCUGGACCUUUUGCACAUACUUAGGCAAACAUUCGGCGACAUAGCGACCAAAAUCCGACAAAUGGGUUCGAGCAACUGCAUCUGGCUUGCGCACAGUGGCUGCAAGGAACUAGGAAGCUGCCGUACUGGACAAGCGAUGCGAAAGAGCGCUGACACUUGGCAAAACUACGAACACGAAACAACGGAUUACACAGCCCAUUGCUAUUUCGUAGCGUUUCGCGUCGCGUUCUAUUUUGUGCAUUUGGAAAUUAAACACACAGAUUGGAAAAAAACACAACAAACGAUGAAUCAUCUAAAAUGGAUGGGCCACAUGUCCACAAUCAUGGAUAUACAACGCUCGCUCUAUACAGCACGCCCUUCUCUCCGCGAUGACACUGAAACAUGUGAAGUAACGCUGGUGGCCAAAGACGGAAUCAGUGUUCGCGCCCAUCUCUUCGUGCUUAGCACUUGCAGCGAUCUGAUGCGCAGUCUGCUGGUCGAUGUUCCGGCGGGUCAGGAGGCCACUGUAGUUCUGCCGGAUAUACGGGGAGAAAUGCUUGAGAGCAUGAUGUCGUUUAUUUAUAUGGGCGAGACCACAUUGCAAUCCACGUACUUGACAGAGUUUUUAGAGGCUAUCAACUUGAUGGGAAUCAAAUCGGCUAUUAGCUUCGAAUGCAAUUCAGCAUCAGCGAUGAAUACUUCGACUGCAGCAGAUGAACAUUUGGCUAUGGAGGCGGCAAAAUCAAUUACAGGAUUACAAAUCGCACAGGCCGAGCUACUGGAGGAAGAAGAAGAGCCACCAUCCACUGAUGUUACUGACAAAUUGGAAGGUGGUGCUGAAAUGGAUGACCCUCAGCAACAACAGCAACAAGAACAUCACCACCAGCAGCUGCAGAGUGGCCGACAAGUAGAAUAUAUAGAUGUGUAUACUGAUCAGCCAAAGAUAACAUACUCGAUUGAGCAUAUGGGCGGUACAACUAGUGGCAAUCAGUAUAUAUUGACAGAGAACACUGGCACCUUCACAAUCACACAGUCGGCAGCACCCGCUACCAAAAUGGACACAAACAUUGGUUCUGUAAAUGAAGUGGUUGCCUCCAAUGUAUCGGGGAAUUUAAUGGACGAUGAUGCUGAAGAUGUAGCUGAUGAUGUUGACGAGUCCAAUUUAAUUGAGGAAGAAUAUGUGGGGGAGACAGAUCCGCUUAUAGAGAUGUCCACAAAUGCGCGAAUGGACGAACCGGACGGUGAUGACAUGCAAGACUCGGACACAAAGGAGGAGCACAUGAUUGAGCUAAAACCGCGAAAAUGGUCGGGAAAGCAUAAACUACGACGCUCACGAGGACACAAGAGCAAACAGCAACAAUUUGCGGAACUAAAAAGUGAAGCUAAGGCUGAAGCAAACGAUGCUCUCGAAUUGGCGGCACAUGCCGUUCUUCAAGAAGGGCUUAGCCUUCAGAAAGCCGCCGACCGCUUUGAGAUCUCAAAAACUGUGCUGUGGCGUCGUGUACGAAACAAUCCCGAGUACAUGAAACACAAUCGGGAAAAACCUUCCCUAUCGGAGGCGUACGAGCGUCUAAAGAACGGCGAUUCGCUUAAGAGUAUUAGUCAAGAUCUCCACAUACCCAUGUCAACGCUGCAUCGGCACAAGGUGCGGCUCGCAGCGCAAGGACGACUCCCAGACUUUGUGGCUUGUCGACGACGCGAUACCACACCCAAGGAUGAGUUGCGCGACAAAUUAGCCAAAGCUGUGCAUGCGUGUAUACACGAGGGCAUGUCACAGAAUCAUGCCGCUAAUCUAUUUGAGAUCCCCAAGAGUACAUUAUGGCGGCAUCUGCAACGACGCGUCGCCGAGGCUGAGCAGAAGGUGAAACAUGAACAAGACGACGAAGAUGAGGAAGAAAUUCUUGCCUAGGGCAUUUACUAUAAAUCCACAAGUAUAAUUAAUAAGUACAUGCAUACAUAUGUAUAAAAAUCGUUUACUUAAAUAUUAAACAGAUAGGAUUAAACAAAAA